Capsaspora owczarzaki ATCC 30864 is the source of this 2404-nucleotide messenger RNA. RefSeq names its product translation elongation factor G. Gene Ontology annotation, molecular function: translation elongation factor activity; GTPase activity; GTP binding. The record is from RefSeq and is a predicted model, not a curated record. Bases 27 to 2324 code for a protein of 765 amino acids. Lineage: Eukaryota; Filasterea; Ministeriida; Capsasporidae. The transcript is spliced from 10 exons. Gene Ontology annotation, cellular component: mitochondrion. Gene Ontology annotation, biological process: mitochondrial translational elongation.
UCUCUCGUUCUCUCUUUUUCUUCAAGAUGCGACUUGCAUUGGCGAGCUUGGUGCGACUGUGCACAGCCCGCAAUGCUGCUGCUGCCCCGCUGUCGUCGUCGUCGUCGCCUUCCACUUCUGCUGUCGCUGCUGCUGCUCUGCGCGCGGCACCCGUCUGCUUCUCCAGCAUCCGAGCACUGUCCACGAGUGCGGUUGCCAGCUCGGCCGAUGGCGCGGCGUCGUUCGAUCUGGCGCGUGUGCGCAACAUUGGCAUCUCGGCGCACAUUGACUCGGGCAAGACCACUUUGACCGAGCGCAUUCUGUUCUACACUGGUCGCAUCAAGGAGAUUCACGAAGUCAAGGGUCGCGAUGGCGUCGGUGCCACGAUGGAUCACAUGGAUCUCGAGCGCGAGAAGGGCAUUACCAUUCAAUCGGCAGCCACGUACACUCGCUGGUUGGAUCACAACAUUAACAUUAUCGAUACCCCCGGCCACGUCGACUUUACCAUUGAAGUCGAACGAUCUCUGCGCGUGCUUGAUGGCGCCGUCCUUGUGCUUUGCGGCGUGGGUGGUGUUCAGAGCCAAACCCUGACUGUCGACCGCCAAAUGAAACGCUACAACGUCCCCGCCAUCGCCUUUGUCAACAAACUCGAUCGUCCUGGUGCAAAUGCCUUCAAGAUCUGCGAGCAGCUCCGUAACAAGCUCCGUCACAAUGCCGCCAUGCUCCAAGUCCCGAUCGGAGCGGAAGAGAACUUUACUGGUGUUGUCGAUCUGAUUGACAACGUUGCGCUUUACAACGAGGGCACUUUCGGCGAGACCAUCCGUCGUGAGGCGCCCCCGGCCGCGCUGGCCACCGUGAUUGCCGAGCGUCGUGCACUUUUGAUUGAAGCCGUGGCCGACGUCGACGACGAACUGGGCGAGCUCUUUUUGAACGAGGUCGAGCCGACUGCGGACCAACUUCGCGCCGCCGUUCGUCGUGCUACCAUCUCUCGCAAGUUUACUCCCGUGCUGUGCGGUACCGCGCUCAAGAACAAGGGCGUCCAGAUGCUCCUCAACAGCAUUGUGACCUACAUGCCCAACCCGACCGAAAUCAAAAACUACGCCCUUGACCUCAACAACAACAACGAAAAGGUGCUUGUCCAUCCCGAGAACCUCGAAAAGGAGCCGUUCCUUGGCCUGGCGUUCAAGCUGGAAGAAGGACGCUUUGGCCAGCUUACGUACUUGCGUGUCUACCAAGGCCGCAUUCGUCGCGGCGAGUUUAUCAUGAACGCUCGUGAUCGCAAGAAGAUCAAGGUCCCUCGCCUGGUGCAGAUGCACGCAAACGAGAUGGAGGAAAUCCAAGAAGCCCACGCUGGUCAGAUUUGCGCCAUGUUUGGCGUUGACUGCGCCUCCGGCGACACCUUCACUGACGGCACGACCUCUUUGGCUAUGACCUCCAUGUUUGUUCCCGAGCCGGUCAUCUCACUCGCCAUCCGGCCCGAGCGCAAGGAUGAUCUCGAACGUUUCAGCAAGGCUCUUGGCCGAUUCACCAAAGAAGAUCCCACGUUCCGCUUGUCCUUUGACGCGGACAGCAAGGAGACCAUCAUUUCCGGCAUGGGUGAACUCCACUUGGAAGUGUACUUGGAGCGCAUGAAGCGCGAGUACAACUGCCCCACCAUUUCCGGCAAGCCAAAGGUUGCCUUCCGCGAGACCAUCACUGCUCCCGUCAACUUUGACUACCUGCACAAGAAGCAGUCUGGUGGCUCGGGUCAGUACGGCCGUGUCAUUGGCACGAUCGAGCCCAUCGGCGAGGAAGCCGGCGACGCCAACGAGUUUACCAACACCAUGAUUGGCAUGAACAUUGCGCCCGCGUUCGUCCCGGCGAUUGAGCGCGGCUUCCAGGAGGCGUGCGACCGCGGCUCGCUCACCGGCAACCGCAUCGUUGGCAUCCGCUUCGAUCUCAAGGACGGCCAAUCGCACCCUGUCGAUUCGAACGAAUUGGCCUUCCGCCUCGCUGCUCGUGGCGCAGUCCGUCAAGCGUACGCCAACGGCAGCCCGAUCCUGCUCGAGCCCAUCAUGAAGGUUGAAAUCACCAUCCCCGAGGAGCACCAGGGUGCCGUGUCUGGCCAAGUCAACCGCCGCAAGGGCAUGAUUCUGGACAGCGAGGUUUCGGACGGCUACUGCGUUCUCCAGACUGAGGUUCCGCUGAACAACAUGUUUGGCUAUUCCACCGAAUUGCGUUCUGCGACUCAGGGCAAGGGCGAGUUUUCGAUGGAGUAUGUCCGUCACGCACCAGUGCCCAUGAGCACUCAGCUUGAGCUUGUUCGUGCUUACGAGAAGGAGCGUGGUGGCAAGAAGGACGAGUAAACUUGUUUUGUCUUGUCUUUUUCUUCUCUGUUGUCUUGUUAUUUUGAUGCAUGGUGUGUGAAUGUCCAUGCCCAAUGAAC